Messenger RNA from Cajanus cajan (pigeon pea), 1315 nucleotides. It is a transcript of the gene RABA3, whose product is annotated as RAB GTPase homolog A3. Lineage: Eukaryota; Viridiplantae; Streptophyta; Magnoliopsida; Fabales; Fabaceae. Gene Ontology annotation, molecular function: GTPase activity; GTP binding. The record is from RefSeq and is a predicted model, not a curated record.
ACUACAUUCAGAUUUCAGAGGUAUUCCGUUGCAGUUGCAGAUGGCAAUAAUAAUGCCCCCACAAUAUUUUCAUACAUAUAUUAUUAUAUUUGGUGUGGUGCAUUCAAUUUGGUAAAGCAUUAAAGGGAGACAAAGACCGGGCUAUUACUUUGCCUAUUUCUUUCUUUUGCUACCACUGAUUCAACACUGUUCUUGUUUGGUUCCUCUUUUUUUUUUUUUUUUUUUCCUCAAGCUUUUCCAUAUUCUUUACUUUCUCCUACUUAUCUCCGCGACCAAUAGGAAAGAUUGAACCCAAUGUUUUAGAGCCUAGCUAGUUUUGGCAGAAAGAAGUCCCUUACUUUUAAUCUUUGGUGAUAUUGGGAAAAAAUGAAUCAAGAAAUGAAUGGGGUUGAAGCUGAGAGGGUGAAAGAGAAUGUGCAUGACAAAAUAGAUUAUGUGUUUAAGGUAGUGGUUAUUGGGGACUCAGCAGUGGGUAAGACUCAAAUACUAUCAAGGUUUGCAAAGAAUCAAUUCUGCUUGGACUCAAAGUCCACCAUUGGAGUUGAGUUCCAGACAAGAACUGUCACAAUUAAUGGCAAAGUCAUCAAAGCUCAGAUCUGGGAUACUGCUGGCCAAGAAAGGUACAGAGCAGUGACAAGUGCAUACUACAGAGGUGCAUUAGGGGCCAUGCUGGUGUACGACAUAACGAAAAGACAGUCGUUUGAUCAUGUGGCUAGAUGGGUUGAGGAACUUCGUGCACACGCAGACAGCUCCAUAGUGAUCAUGCUCAUUGGGAACAAAGGUGACCUUGUGGACCAGAGAGUGGUGCAUGCAGAGGAUGCUGUGGAGUUUGCAGAGGAUCAGGGCCUCUUCUUCUCUGAGACUUCAGCUCUCAGUGGUGAGAAUGUGGACAGUGCCUUUUUCAAGUUGCUGGAAGAGAUUUAUAGGGUAAUCUCCAAAAGGUCAUUGGAAUGCGGGCAUGGUAAGGCCAAUGGUGACCACAGUGUUGCCACUCUUAAAGGGUCAAAAAUAGAUGUGAUCUCAGGUGCUGAAUUGGAAAUUAGUGAGAUGAAGAAGUUGUCGUCAUGUUCUUGUUGAUCAAGUUAUUAAGAUCUAAGUAAAAGGAGAGAGAGAGGAGUGAAGAGUACAUGCAGUGAUUCUUCUUUUAUAGUAUACAAAAUAUGCUUAACUAUCCUGUCCAUAGGUAUAAUGCGUUUGGUGAGGAUCAUUGAUUUCAUCUGGCCCUUGAAUGCUCAGAAUUCAGGAGCACUUUUCCUGUUUCAGUUUUAAUAUGACCUACUACAGUAACAACAAUGAAUUUGAUGUAUUGUUUUUA